Messenger RNA from Octopus sinensis (East Asian common octopus), 2447 nucleotides. RefSeq names its product probable G-protein coupled receptor Mth-like 3. Bases 464 to 2305 code for a protein of 613 amino acids. The transcript has a single exon. NCBI's taxonomy places the organism in Eukaryota, Metazoa, Mollusca, Cephalopoda, Octopoda, Octopodidae. The record is from RefSeq and is a predicted model, not a curated record. Gene Ontology annotation, cellular component: membrane. Gene Ontology annotation, molecular function: G protein-coupled receptor activity. Gene Ontology annotation, biological process: cell surface receptor signaling pathway; G protein-coupled receptor signaling pathway.
UCCUCCCACCUGCUAUGUGUUGGUGUACGAUCAUCCUCCCCCCUUGUCCUUCUCUUCUUUCUUCACCCCCUGCUGGUGAUUUGUUGUUGUACCGUUCGUUACUUUUGUCAGUUUAACUUCUGGGCUUGUUCGACUCCAAAAUAUUUAUUUUGCAACACUUAGAGGCAACGAGAAACAGAGAGAGACAGACAGAGACAAAGAGAGAGACAGAUAUGGAAGAUGAGAGAGGGAGAGAGAGACACGGAGAAAGAGAAAGAGAAAGAAGUAAAGUUUGAGGGAGAGAAAGUUAGAGGUACUAUAUAUGAAGAAGUAGGACUGAGGGCGAAAUAGAGAGGAGGGCGACAGAGGAGGAUUCUCUCAUGCAGCUAACACAAUCUACAUCUGUAAAUGAAUUACAGCUAAUGGAUUUGUUGUCUCUCUUAUAUUCUGUCUGCCACACUCUUUUACAAGCAGCCGAUUCAUAAUGAAUUCGUUAUGGUUGUGUUUUCUGCUACUAUUUACCAAUACAUCUCUUAGCCUUCGGGUAACGAUACCCGAGGUAAACGCAUUAUCAUGUUCGGAUGUUAAAUGUGAAUCGAAGGAAAAUAGAAGCUGUGUCUGUGGUGACUUCCACUAUGCUAAUAACAGUUACAGCUUAGAAGAGAUGUACGAUCGUUAUGUCUCAAAUUUCAAUCUUAUCAAGAAUUGCAGUGAAGAAUAUGUGGACGAUAAAAGAAUUAGAGAAAAGUGUGAAUCUAAAAGCAACUCAUCAUUAUUUAAUGUUUAUGUUACCAGUCUUAAAACAGCGAAAGUUUAUGGAAAUAAAUACUGCGCUUUAUGCAAUAAAGAGGAUGAUUUUAUAUUCUGGAAUUUGCGAAUAAACAACUGGGAUUGUUUAAAUUAUAUAAAAUAUCCGAAUAUCACAUUUAAUACAUUUAAUACAAGUAAAUGUGAGUACAUAUUUGAACAUCCCCCUUUUCCUUUUGAUAUCAAUCGUUGUCCGAAAACUAUCGAUUGCUGUUGCAAUGAUCAAAAGGAAAAAGCUUUAAAUGAAAGUUCUCGUGUUCUGUUUUAUGAAAACCUGUGCUGCAAUUCUUAUAGUAAGCCUGUAGCACCAAAUUUCGAAUUUAAAUAUUUUACACGAGACAAAAUUUCAUUCGGGAUACUUAUCGACUUUAACGGUGAAAACUUUUGGGACACAAAUAACAAGAGAAAAAGAGAUAAUCUUUGUCCUGAAAAUUCUGUUUUUGAUCAUUAUUUAGGCAAGUGCCGUAAGUCGUACGAUGCUAAUCGUAUUACCAAAAACGAUCGUCUAAACUGUACAACAUUAAUCGAACUAAAUUCUACCGAGUAUUUUCUUUUAGAAAACCAAACCCUUUUCCACAACGCUACUGAAAGUUUUCACAGUCAGGAUUUCUAUAUUAUAAAUAACAGCCGUGUUUAUAUUUGCCAAGAACGCGUUUUAAAUAGUCCUAGAUAUGGAGGAACUAUCAUUCUUACGGAAUCUGAAUUCUAUGUAUCAUUGAUUGGAACUAUGAUCUCUGUUAUAGCUUUAGCUGUGUUCUUCAUCAUGUACCUUGUUUUACCGCCACUCCGAAACCUAUCGGGUCAAAUUAACGCUUCAUUUGCAUUGUCAUUAUUUAUCGCCGAUUCAUGUUUCCUAAUUGUAUUACUGGCUGGAGAAUUACCAGGUUUCUGUCAUUGGUUUGCUGUAUGUAUACAAUAUUCCUUUUUGGCAUCCUUUUUCUGGAUGAAUGUCAUAAGUAUUAGUGUUUGCAUAUCAAUUUGCCACAGAACUGCCCAUCAUGUAAUGCUUUUGAACAAGAAUAGAACAUUUUUGUUAUGCUCCCUUUACGCUUGGUUUACCCCUUUACUCAUUAUAAUGCCUGCAUUAUUACUGGACAAGUACGACCCGACAUCUAAGUUCGCACCUCAAUACGGGCGAGGUACUUUUUGCUGGAUGAAUACGCCACUGAGUAUUUUAAUCUUUUUCGACAUUCCGAUGGCUGUGAUAAUUUUCAUCAAUAUAAUAGUUUAUAUACGCACUGCUUCCGAAAUUUGUAAAGCUCGAGCUGUCAUUAAGACGCAGCCGAGAAAGCAGACGAUGUUCACCAUCAUCAUAAACAUGAAAUUAUGUUGCCUCACUGGAGCUAUGUGGAUUUUUGGAUACAUUUCAAUCACAUCAGAUGUACAAUUUCUUCGGACACUCUACGUGCUUUUAAAUGCAACUUUCGGAUUAUGGGUUGCAUGUUGCUUUCUUUGCACGAAAACUGUAGCUAAUCUGACCAAAGAGAAAAUCAAAUCUGUAACUGCAUCUGCAAGUUAAUGUAAAAUAUACAGACAUGUAAGCAAUCAGUUUCCGAUAUACAAAGUAUUCUAUUAAAGUUAUUGUUACAAAGUUUAUUUGAAUGAACCAAAAUAUACGCACAAAAAUAUCAUACAUGUAAACUGAUAUAUAUAUAUAUAUA